Trypanosoma grayi is the source of this 552-nucleotide messenger RNA. RefSeq lists its product as hypothetical. Lineage: Eukaryota; Euglenozoa; Kinetoplastea; Trypanosomatida; Trypanosomatidae. The record is from RefSeq and is a predicted model, not a curated record. Bases 1 to 552 code for a protein of 183 amino acids. The transcript has a single exon.
AUGUUCGACUUCAGGGCCAUCAACCAGCAGGUUGCUGAGGCCGAAUCGGGAUUUUCGAUGGAUGCCUGCAAAGAGCUGCUCGAAUCGUGCGACAACAGCGAGGUGGUCACUCCGAAGCCGCUCCAGUGCGGCGGAGGCAUCACUGCAGCCAGCCAGUGUCCUGACUUUGACACCGUGGCCGAUGUGCUGGGGAGCACCCUUGUGAAGAACUACACGAUGGCAUGCCCAACUCCUGGUGAGUCCUGCUCGCUGACCGAAUGUGCCGCCAGCUGCAGGGACAACCGCACCAAGGAGAUUGCGACCGGAAUAUUAACUGUUGCUGCGCAGUCGCGCAACGCGAGCAUCGCCGUUUCGUACGCCAAGCCGCUGCUCGAGUGCAACUUCGUGAUUGACGAACUGCUUGGUGCACUAUCAAUGUGCAACGACCUGAAGACGGGAACCCUGAUGCUUGGCGUCGGCUUCUUCGUUGGGGGGCUGAUGUUCGGCCUGGCCAUCUACAUCAUGUUCCGCGGCUCCUGCAUCUGGGGCGACCACACCACAAAGUCCGGGUAA